Mangifera indica (mango) is the source of this 5242-nucleotide messenger RNA. Its product is annotated as myosin-15. The record is from RefSeq and is a predicted model, not a curated record. Gene Ontology annotation, cellular component: cytoplasm; myosin complex; vesicle. The coding region runs from base 143 to 4696 and encodes 1517 amino acids. Gene Ontology annotation, molecular function: microfilament motor activity; ATP binding; actin filament binding. Gene Ontology annotation, biological process: actin filament organization; vesicle transport along actin filament. NCBI's taxonomy places the organism in Eukaryota, Viridiplantae, Streptophyta, Magnoliopsida, Sapindales, Anacardiaceae. The transcript is spliced from 38 exons.
UAGGGCGGGAACCCAAAAUAUUCACCCAAAGCCAAACUAAACACACACACACACGCUCCUCUCUCUUAGGGUUUUGCUUUGAUUUUGAAUUUUCAAAUUCACUCUCUCUGUGUUCUCAAUCUCCAGGUUUCUCCCAGCGAAGAUGAAUCUUCGCAAAGGCUCUAAAGUAUGGGUGGACGACCGGAAUUUGGCUUGGAUUGCCGCCGAAAUCACUGAUUUUGUAGGCAAGCAAGUCCAAGUUGUAACUGCUUCUGGUAAAAAGAUUUUAACUUCUCCGGAGAAGCUGUUUCUGAGAGAUGCGGAUGAAGAUGAGGAACUUGGAGGAGUUGAUGAUAUGACAAAGUUGACGUAUUUGAAUGAACCUGGAGUGCUUUACAAUCUUGAGAGAAGAUAUGCUCUUAAUGAUAUUUAUACUUACACAGGAAGCAUUUUGAUAGCUGUCAAUCCAUUCACAAAGCUUCCUCACCUAUACAAUGCACAUAUGAUGGAGCAGUAUAAAGGAGCUCCUUUUGGUGAGCUAAGCCCCCAUGUUUUUGCUGUAGCUGAUGCAUCAUACAGAGCAAUGAUGAAUGAUGGUCAAAGUCAAUCAAUUUUGGUAAGUGGAGAAAGUGGGGCUGGGAAAACUGAGACAACAAAACUGAUUAUGCAGUAUCUGACAUAUGUUGGUGGCCGAGCUGCAGGUGAUGACAGAACUGUUGAGCAACAAGUUCUUGAGUCAAAUCCUCUCUUGGAGGCCUUUGGCAAUGCAAGGACUGUUAGAAAUGACAAUUCAAGCCGUUUUGGCAAGUUUGUUGAGAUCCAGUUUGAUGCAAGUGGUAGAAUAUCUGGUGCUGCAAUCAGAACUUACCUUUUGGAGAGGUCCCGUGUAGUUCAAAUAACAGAUCCAGAAAGGAAUUAUCAUUGUUUUUAUCAGUUAUGUGCAUCUGGGAGGGAUUCUGAGAAGUACAAACUUGAUCACCCAAGUCACUUUCACUAUUUAAAUCAAAGUAAGAUUUAUGAACUAGAUGGUGUAAGCAGCGCAGAGGAAUACAUGAAGACAAGGAGAGCAAUGGAUAUUGUUGGUAUAAGUCAUGAGGAUCAGGAAGCUAUUUUUCGGAUCUUAGCUGCAAUUCUACAUCUGGGUAACAUUGAAUUUUCUCCUGGCAAAGAGCAUGAUUCUUCUGCUGUAAAGGAUCAGAAAUCUAGUUUUCAUAUGCAGACGGCUGCUGAUCUUUUAAUGUUGGAUGUGAACCUCUUGGUGGCUACACUUUGUACUCGUACAAUUCAAACGCGCGAAGGAAGUAUUGUUAAAUUUCUUGACUGUAAUGCUGCUAUUGCUAGUCGAGAUGCAUUAGCUAAGACUAUUUAUGCUCGUCUAUUUGACUGGCUUGUUGAAAAGAUCAAUAAAUCUGUUGGGCAAGAUCUGAACUCUCAAAUUCAAAUUGGAGUUUUGGACAUUUAUGGCUUUGAAUGCUUUAAAUAUAAUAGUUUUGAACAAUUUUGCAUUAAUUUUGCAAAUGAAAAGCUUCAGCAACAUUUCAAUGAGCAUGUAUUCAAGAUGGAGCAGGAGGAGUAUAGUAAAGAAGAGAUUAAUUGGAGCUAUAUUGAGUUUAUAGACAAUCAAGAUGUGUUAGAUCUGAUAGAGAAGAAACCCAUCGGGAUUAUUGCUCUCCUGGAUGAAGCUUGCAUGUUUCCAAAAUCAACGCAUGAAACAUUUUCAACCAAGCUCUUUCAGAACUUUCGAGCCCACCCAAGGUUGGAAAAAGCUAAAUUUUCGGAAACAGAUUUUACCAUUUCCCAUUAUGCUGGAAAGGUUACCUAUCAAACGGAUACAUUUUUAGAAAAAAAUCGUGAUUAUGUUGUGGUAGAACAUUGCAAUUUAUUGUCUUCCUCCAAAUGCCCCUUUGUUGCUGGUCUUUUCCCUUUGCCACCAGAAGAAUCUUCAAGAUCAUCAUAUAAGUUUUCCUCUGUCGCAUCUAGAUUUAAGCAACAAUUGCAAGCACUCAUGGAAACUCUCAACUUGACAGAGCCUCAUUAUAUACGCUGUGUGAAGCCAAAUUCUCUAAAUCGACCUCAAAAAUUUGAGAAUCCGAGUGUUUUACAUCAAUUACGCUGUGGGGGUGUUCUGGAGGCAGUUCGGAUAAGUCUGGCAGGUUAUCCUACUCGAAGGACUUAUUCUGAGUUUGUGGAUCGCUUUGGAAUAUUAGCUCUUGAAUUUAUGGAUGGAAGUUAUGAUGAAAAUGCUCUAACAGAGAAAAUCCUGCAAAAGUUAAAACUUCAAAACUUUCAGAUGGGAAAGACAAAGGUGUUUCUUAGGGCUGGUCAGAUUGGUAUUUUAGAUUCUAGACGUGCUGAGGUUCUGGACAAUUCUGCAAAGUGUAUCCAACAUCAAUGGCGAACAUUUAUUGCUCGUAGGAGUUUUGUUUCAAUCCGUGCUGCUGCAUUGUCCCUCCAGGCAUACUGCCGAGGAUGCAUGGCACGAAAAUUGUUUGCUGCAAAAAGAGAGAAAGCAGCCGCUAUUUCAAUACAGAAAUAUGUCCGCAUGUGGCUUUUAAAGAAUGCUUACACAAAACUAUCUUUGGCGGCUCUUGUUAUACAGUCCAAUAUCCGUGGCUUCUCAACUCGCCAAAAAUUUGUGCAUGGGAAGAAACAUAAAGCUGCCACUCUUAUUCAGGCUCAUUGGAGGAUGUGCAAGUUCCGCACUGCUUUCCGACACCGUCAAACUUAUAUUAUUGCAAUACAAUGCCGGUGGAGGCAGAAGCUGGCAAAAAGAGAGCUUCAGAGGCUUAAGAAAGAGGCUAAUGAAACUGGUGCAUUGCGAUUGGCUAAGAAUAAACUUGAGAAGCAGUUGGAAGAUCUUACAUGGCGGUUACAGUUAGAAAAGAGAUUGCGGGUUUCUAAUGAGGAGGCCAAGUCAAUUGAAAUUUCUAAACUUCAAAAAUUGUUGGAAUCUUUGAAACUUGAGUUAGAUGCAGCUAAGUUGGCAACAAUUAAUGAAUGCAACAAAAAUGCUGUGCUGCAAAAUCAAUUGGAAUUAUCAAUGAAGGAGAAAUCUGCCAUAGAAAGGGAACUUGUUGCAAUGGCUGAUUUUAGAAAGGAAAAUGCAUUAUUGAAGACUUCUUUUAGUACCUUGGAAAAGAAGAACUCUGCUCUUGAGCUUGAGCUUAUCAAAGCACAAAAAGAUAACAGUGAUACCAUCAACAAGCUGAGGGAAUUUGAAAAAAAAUUUUCUGAGCUCCAACAGAAUAUGCAAAGUCUUGAGGAGAAGCUCUCACGUUUGGAGGAUGAGAAUCAUGUAUUGCGGCAAAAAGCAUUGGGUGCAUCACCUAGAGCCAACCGUCUUGGUCUUGCAAAGGCAUUUUCAGAUAAAUACUCAGGGGGGCUUUCUAUUUCUCAUGUUGACCGGAAGCCUGCAUUUGAGUCUCCCACACCUUCAAAAGUUAUACCUUUCACUCAUAGCUUGUCAGAGUCACGACGACCUAAAUUAACAGCUGAGAGGCAUCAGGAGAACUAUGAAUUCCUCUCUCGGUGUAUCAAAGAAAAUUUAGGGUUUAACAAUGGCAAGCCACUUGCAGCCUGUAUCAUAUACAAAUGUCUUGUUCACUGGCAAGCCUUUGACUCUGAGAGGACUGCUAUCUUUGACUAUAUUAUUGAGGGUAUCAAUGAAGUUCUGAAGGUUGGGGAUGAGAAUAUCAUCUUACCCUAUUGGCUAUCCAAUGCAUCAGCACUUCUAUGCCUCCUGCAAAGGAAUUUACGGUCAAAUGGCUUUUUAAAUGCAACUGCUCAACGUACUGCAGGCUCUGGUAGCUUACCCGGAAGGGUUGCAUUUAGCUUAAAAUCUCCUUUUAAAUAUAUUGGAUAUGGGGAUGUUAUGUCACAUCUUGAGGCAAGAUAUCCUGCUAUACUCUUCAAACAACAACUAACUGCUUGUGUAGAGAAGAUCUUUGGUCUGAUUCGUGAUAAUUUGAAGAAAGAAUUGUCUCCGCUCUUGGGAUCAUGCAUUCAGGUGCCCAAAACUUCUCGAGUACAUGCUGGAAAAUUGUCUAGAUCUCCAGGUGGUAUUCAGCAGCAAACACAAGUUAGUCAAUGGGACAGCAUCAUCCAAUUUUUGGAUGCUCUUAUGGGUCGUUUGCGUGAGAAUCAUGUACCCUCUUUUUUCAUCCGAAAGCUCAUUACCCAGGUUUUCUCUUUCAUCAACAUAUCACUUUUCAACAGCCUUCUGCUGCGUCGUGAGUGUUGCACAUUUUCGAAUGGGGAAUAUGUGAAAUCUGGUCUGGCAGAACUUGAGAAAUGGAUUGUUAAUGCAACAGAGGAGUAUGCAGGAACCUCAUGGCAUGAGCUAAAUUAUAUAAGACAAGCGGUUGGGUUUCUGGUAAUACAUCAGAAAAGAAAAAAGUCUUUGGAAGAGAUUAGGCAGGAUCUGUGUCCGACAUUGACAGUUAGGCAGAUCUAUCGAAUAAGCACUAUGUACUGGGAUGACAAAUAUGGCACCCAGAGUGUGUCAAAUGAGGUUGUUGCUCAAAUGAGGGAGAUUUUGAACAAGGACAAUCAGAAUCUAACCUCAAACUCAUUUUUGCUGGAUGAUGAUCUAAGCAUACCAUUCUCGACUGAAGACAUAGAUAUGGCGAUUGCUGUUAUAGAUCCUUCAGAUAUCGAAGUUCCAACAUUUUUAUCUGAAUAUCCCUGUGCACAAUUUUUGAUACAGCUUCAAAAGUAAAUGAUGUAGCACUUUGUUCGAAAGAAUGGAAACGUAAGGACCAGCUCCAUGUGAAGAUUAAAGCCUUACUAUGAAUUAAAAAUCAUGGCUUUAUGAUUAUUUUACUUGUAGAAGGCCCGGGUGAAUUUUGGGACGACUAGAAAAUUGUUAGGUGACUAAUUUGUUUGUAUAAAGAAAUACCUAGGCAAUGGAAGACUUGAAGUGUAUCGUCUGGGAACAAGUACAUUACCCCUAAAUUCUUCUAGGUUCAGCCAUUAGUUGUGAUUCGUAUAGAUUGGUGCUCAUCCUUGCCCCUGUGUAUAAAUAUUCUUCAACUACGCAAUUGUAUUAAGAUGCUGUCUCCAACCUCCUUUUUUAACUCCUGCAACAGAGUUGCCUUCUGGGUUCCUGGUUUAGAUGAUAUGUAAUUAUUUAUUAUGUUUUGUAGGUCAUAUUUUACACCAAAAUCCAUCUACGCACUUUUGGAUUCUCGGUUUGUCACAGUUAGAGCUGAAUUUGAAAGUUUGAGCUUGGUUUAAUUUGAAUAGAGUCAAGUUCAAGUUUGAA